Messenger RNA from Schistosoma margrebowiei, 3358 nucleotides. The record is from the annotation of a GenBank genome assembly. Lineage: Eukaryota; Metazoa; Platyhelminthes; Trematoda; Strigeidida; Schistosomatidae.
GAAAAACUAGAUCACUUAAGUUUACCGGGUCAUGCAAUUAGUCGCUUGUCGGCAUGGUGAUUGGUUGAGCAGAAAUAUGGUUCUGGUGUUACAUCUAAGGAUUGUAUAUAUAUCAAGAACUUUCACUGUUUUGCCGGUUUUCACUAAAUUAUGAGCUGGCAUACAUUAUCCACAUAUUUAAACACCAUAACCGUAGUCUUUAUUCUGCUCGAGAUGCAUACAUUUGAGGCAGCACCGGUUGGUCAAAAUUAUAUUAUCAUUAUUGAUGCUGGCAGCAGUGGUUCAAGAAUGUUCGUAUACACAUGGCGAACGAAAGCAGAGUCCUUGAGUGGUUUAGAAGAUGUAGAAAUUUUAAAAGAUGUAUCAGGAAAUCCUGUGGUAAAGAAGAAAACCCCCGGUCUUUCAAGCUUUGCCAACAAGUUAUCUGACAUUCCUGAUUAUAUUUCUGCCUUGUUGAGCUAUGCUGAGUCACAUAUACCUUUGAGUAGCCAACCUAGCACCCCAUUAUUUAUUAUGGCUACAGCAGGAAUGAGGCUUCUUACACAAACAGAUCAAGAUAAAAUUUGGGAGCAUGUUCGAAGUCAUGUGAAAUCCACUUAUAAAUUCCAGUUUAAAGAAUCUUAUGCUUACACAAUAUCUGGUGUAGAAGAAGGUUUGUUUGGUUGGAUUUCUGUAAAUUACCUACUUGGAAGGUUUCGUUUACUUCCUGGGGAUAAAGGGCCUGUUAAACAACCUACUAAUGGCAUGCUUGACAUGGGUGGAGCAAGUAUGCAAAUCGCUUAUGAAGUACAAUCGACAGGUAAUCUACCAAGCAGCUUAGUAUCGGAAUUUUCCUUAACGAGAAAUUGGUUUUCUACAAAUCAACGAUACAAACUCUACGUUAAAAGUUAUUUGGGAUAUGGAAUGAAUGCAUUUCGAAGAAGAUAUGAAGAAUACCUCUUUGAGAUGUUUGGGAUAAAUAAUAGUAAACAAAAGGCAUCCAGAAUUGAGGAUCCUUGCUUACUCGAAGGUUUUAGUGUGACAAGUGAAAUUACUCCUCGUCCAGUUAUUGGUGAGAUGCUUGAACCAGCGAGAGAAAAAUUUUCUGUUCAGUAUACAGGUACGGGUAAUAUGGAUAAAUGUAUGCAAAAUGUAGAACCUUUACUUAAUUUAAAUCAAAGUUGUUCUCCACUACCAUGUGCAAUUAAUAAUGUUGUUCAAUUGGAUCCAGACUUCAAUUCAAUGGAAUUUUAUGGCCUUAGUGAAUUUUAUUAUACUUUAGAAACAUUAAAAAUGAUCCCACCUGUUCAGUAUAAUUAUUCUUCAGUAUUAAGGAAAAUUGAGGAAACGUGUAGUACACCUUGGGAAACUUAUUUAUCAACACUUAGGAAAGAAAACACAAAUUUAUCUGAAGAAAAACAUACCAUAACAUACUUAUUCAAUCGUUCAAGUAUACAUUCUUGGUAAUAAAUUAUCAUAUACUGAAGGAAACAAUAUACGUGGGUGUCUUGGUAUGUAUUUAUUAUUAUUUUUUUUUCUGAAAUACUUAAAGAAUAUAUUCCUAUUAAUUAAUCAUAAUUGUCAUUAUUAUUAUUAUUGCUCUAAUUUUUGCUAUUUAUCUGGUUACAAUGAAGAAAACACAGUACAAAUUAUAAAAGUUCACUAUAAUUUCUUCUGUAAAAUAUAUCCAACUUUUAAAUACUUAAAAAAAAAUUUUCUCAACAUAUUGUGUGCCACGGAUCGUCAGUUAUGAGUUUCUAUACAUUAUACAUUAAAUAUUUUAGAUUUACCUAUUGUUUCUCCUCAAAAUGAAUAAUAAGGAAAAUGUACCUACCGUUAUUGUGCUUCCGAUUUUAUCUUAUAGUAGUUUGCAUCAACAUACGUUGAAGGCUUUUGCAAAAUCACAUGAGUUCAUAGUGAGAUUCACAUCCAUGAAUACUUUGUUAAAACAAAUUUAAAAUGUAAAUAAUUGUUCUAAUAGCUUUACAGCUUUAAAAUAGAUAGCUCGAAGAUGCAAGCAUUAUUUUCCCUAUGAUAAGGCUGAAAAGUGAUUGCAGCUACCCAUUUACAUGCAUUUUUAAUCUUUCUCCAAUUAUUGAGUUAGUUUUCAUUCUUUGAAAUUCAUCCUAUUUUUUCACUUAAAUGGAUGGAUUGAUAUGCCACAGCGUGGAUCGAUAUAUGUUUAUACCAGAUUCUAUAUGUACCGAAAAAUGUUUCAUUGAUGAAUUCUUUGUGGACAAUCUUGAAAGAAUAUUAUUCAUAAAAAAAUUUGAUAAAGUAUUUUAAUAGUGAGUAAAAUAAUCCUAUAAGAUUGAACAAUUCAUCAAGACGGCGUAUUCUACCUGCUUACUAUUAAUUGUAUAAUAAAGUUGAGAUAGUUCACUUCAGUUAUUAAUUGUAAAAGGAAUAUUUUAACUGUUGAUAUGAUUCAGAAUCGGUCGCAACGGUUCAGAAAGAUUUACUCUUUGUCUAUCCUUUGAAUGUACUUUUAAAUCAUCUUAUACUUUUAAUUCUGUGACUUCUCUUAUUCAGUUCAAAUUACAUUCUCUAUGUCAAAUCAGAUUUCCUAUCACUGAUACUACAACUCUAGUAUUCAUCUUUGUAAUUUCACCUCCCUGUCGUGAUAUGCUUUCGCAAUGUUAUUUUUCGUCCCAAAUUUCUAUGUUGUUUAUGACUGAUUAUUAUCAAUAAUAUUAAAAAAACGGCCUUCAAAGUAAUACACAGAAAUAGAUAUAUUUGAAAGUUUAGGCUUUUAUACUUUUCUACAUUUAAAGAUUUCAGGAAUCAACAAGAUCCAAAUGGUUGUUCUGACCUAUUACAUUUGAAACUUCUAUCCUAGUCUAUCAUUGUAUAUUUUCCCAUAUGAUCACAAAUAACAAUCAGUAUCAGUGCUCGCAACACUUCAGGUAUGCCUUGCUGAUGAAUUUCAACUAUCACGAAAGCUAGUUUCAAGGUUUUCUGUCAGCUUUCUUUAACAACCUAACAUCUUAAUAUAAUCACCGCAAUGUCCAGUCAUCUAGGCUAGUGCUCACAUAACAACUUGAUCGAAAAACUAGAUAUAAAUAUGAUAUUAAUCGCUGCACAGUGAUCAAUCAAUCAAACAUUUUUUGCAUAUUCCUCAGUUCAUUGACUAUACAAGUUAUACUAUUUCUUUUUUUAAAUAAGGUAUCCAUUUUUAAACCAAGAUUAAUAUAUAUACUAGCUUAGUUAACUGAAGUAAACUGUUUGCUGGAGAAUCGAUUAAUCAUUGACUUUAUUCAUCAAGCGAAAAACUAUCGAAAACUGAAAAAAACAUUCAGUAUGUCUUUUUUUAACGAAGCACAUGGUCUCACCAUCCAUAUAAUAAUAAUAAUAAUUAUAUAUAUAUAUAUAUAUAUAU